Brassica napus (rape) is the source of this 1120-nucleotide messenger RNA. Its product is annotated as nucleosome assembly protein 1;4-like. Gene Ontology annotation, biological process: nucleosome assembly. Lineage: Eukaryota; Viridiplantae; Streptophyta; Magnoliopsida; Brassicales; Brassicaceae. The record is from RefSeq and is a predicted model, not a curated record. The transcript has 10 exons. Gene Ontology annotation, molecular function: chromatin binding; histone binding. The coding region runs from base 1 to 918 and encodes 305 amino acids. Gene Ontology annotation, cellular component: chromatin; nucleus.
AUGAGCAACGAAGAGAACAUCACGUCCAUCGAAGCUGUUCAUAACAGUGGAGGCGAUUCAUCUAAUGCCUUGGAUCUUGUUCCAGAGGAUCCUGAUCUGAUUGAAGAUCUUAAGAACCUAACAAUAAAGCGAACCUUUGAUACGAAGAAACUCUCUCCUAAAGUUACCAAACGUGUUCUGUUUCUCAAGGAUAUUCAGGUUAAACACGAUGAACUCGAGGAGAAGUUUCUUGAAGAAAAGGCUGCAUUGGAGGCAAAAUACGAUAGUCUCUACAAGCCUCUUUUUGACAAGAGAUAUGAGAUUGUGAAUGGUGUGGCUGAAGCUGAGACAGAGAAAGGAGUACCUAACUUCUGGUUAAUUGCAAUGAAAACCAACGAAAUGCUAGCAAACGAGAUAACCGAAAGAGAUGAGGGAGCAUUGAAGUAUCUCAAAGACAUCAGAUGUUGCAGAGUAGAAAACAAUUCAAGAAACUUCAAGCUUGAGUUUCUCUUUGAUCCUAAUCCUUAUUUCAAGAACUCGGUUCUGUCUAAAACUUAUCAUGUGACCGAUGACGAUGAUGAUGGUCCUGUUCUUGAUAAAGUGAUUGGAACGGACAUAGAAUGGUGUCCAGGUAAGUGUUUGACUCAUAAGGUUGUUGUCAAGAAGAGGCCAAAGAAGGGUUCAAAGAAAGUGAACAACAUCCCCAUGACUAAAACCGAAAACUGCGAGAGUUUCUUUAACUUCUUCAAGCCUCCUGAGAUUGAUGAAGUUGAUGAAUGUUAUACAACCAUGGAUGAAGAACUCCAAAACCUGACGGAUCAAGACUAUGACAUAGCUGUGACAAUCCGAGACAAACUGAUCCCUCACGCAGUUUCAUGGUUUACUGGAGAGGCUCUUGUUGAUGAAGAUGAAUAUAAUGAUGAUGAGAAUGAUGACUAACGAGAAGAGAAGAUACACCAAGAGUUCCAAGAAUCUCUCACACAUAUGAAGAAGUAACUUUAGAGAGAAGACUUCAUGCUCCAUGCACUUAGGCUUAAAACAUCAACAUUCUGAGAUCCAUUGUUAAAUGCAAAGAGAUGUGUAUUUUCUCCUAUUGCCAUUUUUGGGUAAACUCUUGAGGUAAUACAUGUUUUCCCUUUCC